Messenger RNA from Ectocarpus siliculosus, 387 nucleotides. NCBI's taxonomy places the organism in Eukaryota, Phaeophyceae, Ectocarpales, Ectocarpaceae. The record is from the annotation of a GenBank genome assembly.
CAACAACCAUGUCCGGAAAGGGAAAGGGAGGCCGCGGAAAGAAGUCGACCACCAGGUCGGCCAAGGCUGGACUGCAGUUCCCUGUUGGCCGUGUUGGCCGGUUCCUCAAGAGGGGCAAGUACGCGUCCCGCGUGGGAGCUGGAGCUCCGGUGUACCUGGCCGCCGUGCUGGAGUACCUGACCGCCGAGGUGCUUGAGCUGGCCGGCAACGCCGCCCGCGACAACAAGAAGGCCCGCAUCAUCCCCCGCCACAUCCAGCUGGCCGUCCGCAACGACGAGGAGCUGAACAAGCUUCUCGGAGAGGUGACGAUCGCGUCCGGCGGUGUGCUGCCCAACAUCCACGCCGUGCUCCUCCCCAAGAAGACCGUGAAGAAGUAAAACGUCUCCU